AUGUGGCCAAGAGAUUAUGGCGAUGUUGUGAUGAGAAAAGGCUUCGAUAAUGAAUAUGACUUCAUUAUUGUGGGCGCCGGAUCUGCUGGUUGUGUUCUUGCUAAUCGUCUCAGUGAAAAUCCACAAUGGAAAAUUCUCCUUUUGGAAGCAGGAGGAGAUCCUCCGAUCGAAUCAAUGAUUCCACGAUUGGCGUUUUCAUUCUUCAAGACAAAGUAUGAUUGGCAAUAUUACGCGGAAAUAUCGGACACAGUCAGUCAAUACAGCCCAAAAGGAAGUUACUGGGCGAGAGGAAAAGUGUUGGGAGGAUCGAGUGCAAUGAAUUCCUUAGUUUAUUCCAGAGGAAAUGAGGAUGAUUACAACAAUUGGGAAAGACUCGGAAAUCCGACUUGGGGAUGGAAAGAUGUUUUGCCAUACUUCAAGAAGUCGGAAGCGAAUCGAAAUUUUGAAGGAUAUUACCAUUCAAAGGAUGGUCUUUUGUCCGUGGAAUUCUUCAAUAGUUCCAAUCCACUUAGCCAAGAUAUUAUAGCGGCUGCUGAAGAGUUGGGAUAUAAAUUUCUUCUAGAUAUGAAUGCAAAAAAACAUGUUGGCUUCACAUUAGCUCAAGGAACACUCAAAUCAGGAUUAAGAAACAGUGCAGCUUCUGCUUUCCUAAUUCCAGCCAUGAAUCGUCCCAAUUUACACAUCGUCAAGCACGCGCACGUCACGAAACUCGAGAUUGAUAGUCAAGGAACGGUUUCAGGAGUGUCAAUGAAGCUUCGAGGACAAACUGAAUUUAAGGCUUUUGCGAAGAAGGAAGUGAUUUUAAGUGCCGGAGCAAUAAAUUCUCCACAAAUUCUCAUGUUAUCAGGAAUCGGACCUGCUUCUCAUCUUCAAGAAAUGAAAAUUCCAGUCAUUCAAAGUCUCCAGGUUGGGAAGAACUUGCAGGAUCAUCCGUAUAUUCCAUUGUUUCUAAAAAUGGACAAAUCCACUGCCGUUGCCGUGACUGUUGCCGAUUUAGUUCAAAGUUACUAUCAAUAUUUAGCCCAACAUGCUGGAAUCUUUGCAAAUUCGGGAACAGUGGAAGCAAUUGGAUUCGUCAAUAGCCAAGAUAUGUUUGCCAGAUAUCCUGACAUUCAAUACUAUCACAUUGGUUUCCAGAAAGGACAAGCUCUGGAUAUAAUGGGUUUUCUACAAAAUCUAGGAUACAAUGAUGUCGUUAUCAAUACAGCAGCAAGCGCAUCAAAUGAUGCAAACAUUAUAAUAUUGCCUGUGGCACUUCUCAAUGAAAAUUCUCGCGGUGAAAUACUCUUACGAAAUGCAGAUCCAAUGCAAAAACCCAAAAUAUAUCCCAACUAUUUGAGAGAAGAGUCAGAUAUUCAGUCUUUUCUGCGUGCUAUUCGAUUAUAUCUUAAAUUCCUUGGCACAGAAGCAUACAAAAUGCACGAAACAGAAUUAUUUUCAAUCCCAAUUCCAGAAUGCGAUGCUCAAGGCUUCAAUUCAGAUGCAUAUUGGACGUGUUAUAUUAGAUACAUGAUAAGCACUGUCUUUCAUCCUUGUGGAACAAAUAAAAUGGGUCCUGAUUCAGAUCCCGGUUCUGUGGUUGAUUACAGAUUGCGUGUGAAAGGCACUACAGGAUUGAGAGUUAUUGAUGCCAGCAUAAUGCCGAGGAUUCCCAGAGGCAAUCUAAAUGCCCCAACAAUUAUGAUUGCAGAAAAAGGAUCAGACUUUAUAAAGAAUGAUUUGGGAUUUCUGAUUUAA
Phlebotomus argentipes is the source of this 1737-nucleotide messenger RNA. Its product is annotated as glucose dehydrogenase [FAD, quinone]-like. NCBI's taxonomy places the organism in Eukaryota, Metazoa, Arthropoda, Insecta, Diptera, Psychodidae. The coding region runs from base 1 to 1737 and encodes 578 amino acids. The transcript has 3 exons. The record is from RefSeq and is a predicted model, not a curated record. Gene Ontology annotation, molecular function: flavin adenine dinucleotide binding; ecdysone oxidase activity.